Balaenoptera acutorostrata (minke whale) is the source of this 950-nucleotide messenger RNA. It is a transcript of the gene CBLN4, whose product is annotated as cerebellin 4 precursor. The record is from RefSeq and is a predicted model, not a curated record. The transcript is spliced from 3 exons. Bases 1 to 606 code for a protein of 201 amino acids. NCBI's taxonomy places the organism in Eukaryota, Metazoa, Chordata, Mammalia, Artiodactyla, Balaenopteridae. Gene Ontology annotation, molecular function: protein binding.
AUGGGCUCCGGGGGCCGGGCGCUGUCCGUGGUGCCGGCUGUGCUGCUGGCCCUCACUCUGCCCGGGCUGCCCGUCUGGGCGCAGAACGACACGGAGCCCAUCGUGCUGGAAGGCAAGUGCCUCGUGGUGUGCGACUCGAACCCGGCCACAGACUCCAAGGGCUCCUCUUCCUCCCCUCUGGGGAUCUCGGUCCGGGCGGCUAACUCCAAGGUCGCCUUCUCGGCGGUGCGGAGCACCAACCACGAGCCGUCGGAGAUGAGCAACAAGACGCGCAUCAUUUACUUCGAUCAGAUCCUAGUAAAUGUGGGUAAUUUUUUCACCCUGGAGUCUGUCUUUGUAGCACCAAGGAAAGGAAUUUACAGUUUCAGUUUUCACGUAAUUAAAGUCUACCAGAGCCAAACAAUCCAGGUUAACCUGAUGUUAAAUGGAAAACCAGUAAUAUCUGCGUUCGCUGGGGAUAAAGACGUUACACGUGAGGCUGCCACGAAUGGGGUCCUGCUCUACCUGGAUAAAGAGGAUAAGGUUUACCUAAAACUGGAGAAAGGUAACUUGGUCGGAGGCUGGCAGUAUUCCACGUUCUCUGGCUUUCUGGUGUUCCCCCUAUAGAAUUUGAUUUCUUCGCGAUGUUCAUCCAGGUGAGGGGCGGCCCACCCCUGAGUUCCUGGAAGAUCAUUUCCUCAUCAUCGGAUUGAUGUCUUUUCUUGGUUUCUCAUGGGUGAAUAUGGAUUCUCUGUAAGGAUGCUAGGCCUGUCUGAAGCAGUACUGAGCUCCACAGAUUAUUUUUGUGCGUGUGCGUUUCCGUGUACUUGGAUCGAGACUCACAGCAGUUGAUACCCAUCUAUGCUUAAGUGUAACAGUUCAGAGCUGUCUGCAAGGUUUAUUCUGAAUUUAAUUUCCUGGAAUUACUGAAUUCGUUGCAGAUGUGGCAUUUUAUUUAGUUAGUUUUCAAA